AUGGAGAUGGACGAUGAUCCAGAUCCCGAGAUUCCGCCAUCAGGGACGCCCACGCAUCCCAUCGAGAUUUCAAGCGGAUCAUAUUUUCAUGGUUCGCCAUAUAGGGGCCCUGAUAUCUGGGCCGAAAGGUGGAGUACAUAUAAGUGGGAGUAUACUCCCCCUCACCACAUCUCACCUCCACAUCAGCGGGCCCCCUCAGAGGACCCACAUUUUCAGGCGGUCACGCCACCGCCACCACCAGCACCAAAGCAGCCACCGCCUGUAGAACCAUCGAAGCGACGAACAACUGCACGGAUCAACUACCCUCCUAUCCAUGAAGACCCACAAUUGGGCGGGCCUUCGAAUGUUGUUUCUGAAGUCGACUCUGCACCAGUCGCACCUGCACCACCCAUGGGUUAUGAAAACCCAAUUCCAUCUUACCCAGAUGUAGCUGGGUACAACCCAUUUGAGCAGCCAGCUUAUUCGGGUUAUAACUACAACAAUGCACCUGCUGUUGAUCCGUACAUUGAGGCAACUAACUUCAAUGCGCUCUACCCCUCUUCCUUUCCACCUGCAUACCCAACUGGGUACCCUGCAUAUGGGUAUCAAUACCCACCACCUCCACAACCACAACCUCAGCACCAGCAGCCGCCGCAGCUGCCACUUCAACAGCCUCAACAACAAGAAAUACUCCAGAGGUUGCAUGAGGUGGAACGAAGGGUAGAAGAAGAGCAUAGAAGUCGUCACGGUCUUCUAAAGGGUUUGGCAAACCUCAUUAAGGGGAAAAAGAAGAAGGAUUAUUAG
This is a messenger RNA of Helianthus annuus (common sunflower), 783 nucleotides long. Its product is annotated as early nodulin-75-like. The transcript is spliced from 2 exons. NCBI's taxonomy places the organism in Eukaryota, Viridiplantae, Streptophyta, Magnoliopsida, Asterales, Asteraceae. The record is from RefSeq and is a predicted model, not a curated record. The coding region runs from base 1 to 783 and encodes 260 amino acids.